UGCAGACAAAUCUGUCGAACCAUUCAGGACAAGUAUAAAAAAACAGAACCUGUCCGUCCUAACUUGUAUCUCAACAAACUCUCUGUUAUUCCCCUCUUUUCUUGAUCCUCAUUAUUCUUAUCUUUUCAUUUCUCUACUUUUUUGUACCUAAAAUGGAUCAGAAUCUCCAUCACCAGCCCAAACUCAUGCACCAAUGUUGCAGCCAUGAAGAAGAAGUUAAUAGUAUGGAGUGGGAGUUCAUCAGCAUGAGCAAACAAGAAGAAGAUCUUAUUUACAGGAUGCACAAGCUUGUUGGAGACAGGUGGGGGCUGAUAGCAGGAAGAAUACCAGGGAGAAGAGCAGAAGAAAUAGAAAGAUUUUGGAUAAUGAAACACAGUGAUGGCUUUGCACACAAGAGACGACAAUUAAGAAAAGUCUAGCACCUAUAUAAUCAUCUCAUUAUAAAACAAAAAAGCUUUUCAAUAAAGCAGAUUCUCUUUUCCAUUUUGUUUGGGACUGGACCCUACCGAUCAUUUUAUCUUUUCUUGUCUUCCAUUGUAUUGUAGUACUUCUUUUGGAUUUUUAUCUUAUGCCUUUUGGUGGUUGCUUUUA
Lycium ferocissimum is the source of this 591-nucleotide messenger RNA. Its product is annotated as MYB-like transcription factor ETC3. The record is from RefSeq and is a predicted model, not a curated record. Bases 153 to 419 code for a protein of 88 amino acids. Gene Ontology annotation, molecular function: transcription cis-regulatory region binding. Lineage: Eukaryota; Viridiplantae; Streptophyta; Magnoliopsida; Solanales; Solanaceae. Gene Ontology annotation, cellular component: nucleus. The transcript has 3 exons. Gene Ontology annotation, biological process: cell differentiation.